This is a messenger RNA of Rotaria sordida, 513 nucleotides long. Lineage: Eukaryota; Metazoa; Rotifera; Eurotatoria; Philodinida; Philodinidae. The record is from the annotation of a GenBank genome assembly.
AUGAAUAAUAACAAUAUAUUAACCAAUGAACAAUGGUUAGAAAUUUCGGAAGCGAUUAAGUUAGUUGAUCAAACAGGUGAUCAUACUGUACUCAAUCAAUUAUUAAUUUCAAUUAUGACAAAUUUUAUUGAAACUCUUGAUGAUGAUGAUGAUUUUCAAAAAAAUGACGAUGAUAAUAUGGAAAGACAGUUUGUAAUUGCAUUAAUUGAAAGUGAACUUGCUGAAAUGAUAGCUAUUGAUGCUUGUUCAAGUUGGUGUUGUUGUCGUCGACAAAAAAUUCAACCUUUAAAUCAAAAUAGACAUCGAUUUUCAGAUUAUUUAAUUAAUAUAGCACGAGCAAAAUCGUUGGAUAAAAAUAAUAAUGGAUUUAUUCCAAAAGAAAAUAUACAACGUAUCUUUGAAACACAAAUAAGUAAUGAGAAAAUGAGGGAAUUAUUGCACUUUGUAGAAAAAAAUACUAAUGGAAAUAUUAAUUAUAAAGAUUUUGCAACAUUGAUGUUACUUAUCCAAUGA